CUGCAAGACACUCUGAAUUGUUGUUGUUUUUGGCGAGACGAGGCAAAAGAAGUUAAAAUAACAAAAUAUAUUUUCGAAAAACACUAGAAUAUCAAACGACGGGAAAGUCAUGGACACAGGGAUCACCACCAAGGAGCGGCUGGAGCGUCUGAUGAACGCGAAGAAGCAGCUGGAGGCGCAGAUCACCAAAAACGGACAGAUCCUGGCCGCCAACGAUAAUGUGGGGAUGAGCGGUCCGCUGGUGGACUCGGAGGGCUUUCCGCGCAACGACAUCGACAUUUACCAGGUGCGCCAGGCCCGCCAAACGAUCAUCUGCCUGCAAAACGACCACAAGGAGCUGAUGAACCAGAUCCAGAGCCUGCUUAACCAAUACCACAGUGAGAUUGCCACCACAGAUCCCGAGCUGGUGAACCGCGCAUCCGCCUUGGAUUUGGACAGCGACCGAUCACCAGGAGGAGCGAAUAUAGCUGAUCUUGCACCUGUUCGCGCCAUCGUGGUGGUGAACCUAGUUAGUCCCGAUUCACCCGCCGAGAAAGCUGGACUCUGUGUGGGCGAUGCCAUCCUCCGUUUCGGUUCCGUCAACAGCAACAAUUUCAAGGGAGAUCUCGGCCAAAUUGGCGAGGUGGUGCGCAACAUGCAAAACCAGAAUGUCCAACUCAAAGUGAAGCGAGGCGAACAGCAGCUGGAUCUGAUCCUGGUGCCCAAGACUUGGAGUGGACGCGGCCUCCUUGGCUGCAACAUUGUCCUGCCGCCGGAGUCCAUGGAACACUGAAUUAGUUACCUUUUAAGCUUUGACGGAAGUGCCAGUGUACAUUUGCUCUGCAUUUAAUUAUUAGUUCAUGGCCAGGCCACCUAACAUGUUUGCUCUGAUUUGUGGAAAUUGAUUUUUGGUUUGGUAGCCUGAAUACGGGUUUUUAGGCCAAUUUAGUCGGAGUCAUCUUGCUGAUUGGCAGGCAGGUCACUGUGCCAAGGAGCAGGAAUGGAGUCACCCAAGGUAGAUGAGACUGCGACCCGUUAAGUAUACUCAAUUUUAUUCAGGGUAAGAUAAAGAAUGGCUGAGGAUUUAGUAAGCUAUAUAUCCUUUCGAAUGAUUACGUUAAAAUUGACUUGCUGUAAAAAAACAGUUAUCAAAAAUAAAAAAAAUUGAUCAAAAUA
This is a messenger RNA of Drosophila elegans, 1155 nucleotides long. RefSeq names its product 26S proteasome non-ATPase regulatory subunit 9. The transcript has 3 exons. Bases 110 to 772 code for a protein of 220 amino acids. Lineage: Eukaryota; Metazoa; Arthropoda; Insecta; Diptera; Drosophilidae. The record is from RefSeq and is a predicted model, not a curated record. Gene Ontology annotation, biological process: proteasome regulatory particle assembly. Gene Ontology annotation, cellular component: cytoplasm; nucleus. Gene Ontology annotation, molecular function: protein binding.